Molecule: messenger RNA, 4533 nt
Organism: Meloidogyne enterolobii
Lineage: Eukaryota; Metazoa; Nematoda; Chromadorea; Rhabditida; Meloidogynidae
Source: the annotation of a GenBank genome assembly
UAUUUUCUUAGUUUUUAAUUUAAUAUAUAGGUGAAAUAAUUGUUUUAUGGAUUUUCUCUUUUUUCCGUUCACAGUUUUGCUUAUUUCCCAGCUGAUAGAUACAUAGAUGCUUCUUUUACUUUUGAUCUUUUUAAUAUUUUUAAUUUUUUCCUUGUCUAACGAAUUUUUUUCGAAAUAAAUCGAAAUUAAAAAAUAUCCGUGCCAAAGUUUUUGCGUGAUGCGCCAACCGUCAAUCUUUCAAAUUUUAGAAACCCGCGAAACGCAAAAUGCCAAAAUCGGUCUAAAAAUAAAUGCCAAAUUAAUGCGCACAGCUCUAGACUAGAGGUCGGCGCGGGACGGGAUCCCGACGGGAUUUUCCGGGAUCCCGCUCCCGAAAUCCCGGAUUUUUUUGAUUUUCGGGAUCAUUCGGGAUCCGGGAUUUUUUCGGGAUUUAUCCCUCGGGAUCCCGUCCCGGCAUCGGUUAAAAAAUAAAAUCCCGACUCGGGAUCCCGGGAGUGCGAUUUUGCCGACCUCUACUCUAGACUACAUUACAGGGUGACCCAAAAGUUUAGGACACACUAUUUUUGGCAUAACUUUAUUCAAGCUCAAAUAAAGAUGAAAUCAUGGGGAAUUAAAUAAGGAACAGGAAUUUUUUAAGUUUGGUUCACCCUGUAAAUUCGGAUAUUCCUGAUUUAUAUUUACGGAUAUUUUUAUUAUUUUAUAUUUUUUUUUAUUUUUAAAUUAUUUUCUCCUUUUAUUUCCCCCAUAGUUUUAUUUUUUCUAAAUUAAUUUUUAAACAGUAAAUAAAUGUCAGAAUCUUCUGAAAUUCAUUCAAUUCCAAUAAUAAAUAAUUUAAACAAUUCUGGACAGCCAUUAAUUGUUGGAAUUUCUACGAGUAAAAUACCAAAUUCAUCAGAACAAAAUAAAGAAAUAGUUUCUGUUGAAGUUCAUCGAAUAGUUCCAUUGGCGGAUUUAGAAGAUGAAGAUGAGGAGGAAAGUGAAAUUGAUUUAAAAGUUGAGGAAUUGGUGGAUAGAUUAGAUACGAUUGAUGAACAUGAGGAUGAAGGGAAGGGGGAAGAGGUUGAAGUAGAAGGUGAAGGGAAGGAGGAGGACAGAGGAAAGGAAGGGGAAGAAAGAAGGAAGGAAGGUGAAGAAGGAAGAGGAGUAGUAGAAAGUGAAGAAAGGGAAGAGGAAAGAAGGAAGGAUGAGGAAAGAAGAAUGAAGGAAGAUGAAGAAGGAAGAAGGGAAGAAGAAAGAAGGAUGAAGGAAGAUGAAGAAGGAAGAGAGGAAGAAAAAAGAAGAAAAGAGGAAGAAAUUGAAGAAGAAAGAAGAAAGGAAGAAAUUGAAAAGGAAGAAGAAAGAAGAAUAAAAGACGAAAAGGAAGCACAAAUUGAAGAAAAGAAUGAAGUAAAGUCAAUUAACUGUGAUAUUCCAGUAAUUAAAAUAGCAGAAGAAUCAGAAUUUAAAAUUUCAGAAAAUAAAAUAUCAGAAGAGAGAGUAGAGAAAAAAGGAGAGACAGAACGGGGAGAAAAAGAAGGAGGGGAAACAGAAGGAGGAGGGGAAAAAGGGGAAGAUUUGAUUCUAAUAAAAGAAUUUAAUAAUAAAACAAAUAAAUUUGAAACAACAAAAACUUUAAAUGAAUAUUUUAAAUUUAACAGAGAAGAUAAGGGAGGAGAUAAAAAUGUUGUAGAGAACAAAAUAGCUGAUGAAAUGAUUUCUGAAAUGUUUAGUAAAAUAAAUGGAGGAGAAGAAGAGAAUUUAAGUAAUUUAACAAUAGAAAUGGAAAUAAAAAAUUCUGACAGAUUAUCUUCAUUUUUAAUAGAAAGAGUGAUUUUAGAAAAUAAUAAUGUUUAUAUUGAACCUUUUAUUGAAGAUGUGAGUCAACAAACAUGUUCUGAUUUUAAUAAAUUUGAAGAAUUAAUGGGAAAAGAGAAGGACAGAGAAGAAAUAGUGGAGGAAAGAGAUUUUAAAAAUAUAUCAGAAUUUAAUAAUUCUGAAAUCAGAAUAAAAGAACAAAAGGGAAGGGAAGAGGAAGGAAAAGAAAAACCAGAAUUUAAACAAUACAAAAUAGAACCAGAAUUUAAUAAUUCUGAAAUCAGAAUAAGAGAACAGAAAGAAAGGGAAGAGGAAGGAAAAGAAAAACCAGAAUUUAAAAAUUCUGAAAUCAGAACUAAAGAACAAAAGGAAAGGGAAGAGGAAGAGAAAGAAAAAUCAGAAUUUAAAAAUUCUGAAAUCAGAAUUAAAGAACAGAAGGAAAGGGAAGAGAAGGAACCAGAAAAACCAGAAUUUAAUAAUUCUGAAAUCAGAAUAAAAGAGCAAAGGACAUUAGAGUCUUGUUUUGAUUCUAUUUAUGGAUUUAACAAUGAUCAAAAACCAGAACAAAUAAUUUUCCCAGAAAAAGAAAAAAAUAUAAAAAUAAAUAUUGUUAAAAAUGACGACCAAAAUAAUAAUGUUAAAAUAGAAAAUAAAAAGAAUAAUAUAAAAGCAGCAGAAAUUGAACUUUGUAAAAUGGUAGAGGAAUUAAAAGCUUUACAACAAAUGGAAGAAGAAUCAGAAUUUAUUAAAAAUUCUGAAAAUAAAAUAAAAGAGCAGAAAGAAACGAGAGACAGAGAGAAAGCAAAAUCAGAAUUUUUAGACAAUAAAAUAAAAUCAGAAUUUAAAAAUUCUGAAAUUAAAGUGAAAGAGGCAGAGAAUGGUUUUAUAAAAACAGAAGAAACAACAGAAGAAACAACAGAAAUGGCUAGAGAAAAAAAUCAGAAUAAUUUAAUAAAAAUAAUUCCAAUAGAAAAAGAAGCAGAAAAUAACUAUAAAAAUCAGAAUAAAUUUAAUUCAACAACAAAUAUUAUUCCAAUAAAAAUAGAAACAAAACAAGAAGCUUCUAAAUUUUAUCAAUUUCCGUUUGCUUCAGCUUUUAAUAAUAAUAAAAAUAUUUAUUUAUCUUCUACAUUGCCUAAAACUACAAAACAGCCUCCUCAUCCCCCUCCCGGUCAACACUCCCCUUUUGGUUAUUUUAAUAAUCAAAAGGAGGAGGGGGAAGAAGAAGAUUUUAGAUUAUCCCCCAAAACACUUUGUCGAAUUAAAAAAUUAAAUAUUAUAAUGAAUACUGAACAAGGAUCAUUUAAUAAUGGGUGUAAUGGUGAAGUAAUUAAUGGAGAGGGGAAAGACUCUGCCGAUGUAAUUCAUCAUCAUCCAAUUUUUGUAAAAGAUACUAGUCGUUUUUGGUAUAAACCAAAAAUUAGUAGAGAAGAAGCAAUUUCAAUGCUUAAAAAUAAACCUCCAGGAACUUUUGUUGUCCGUGACAGUAAUUCUUUUCCGGGCGCUUUUGGUUUGGCAUUAAAAGUAGCCCAGCCACCUGCUGGGGUUGUGCCAGCUGAUGGCAGUGAAUUAGUCAGACAUUUUCUGAUUGAGCCAAGUCCUAAAGGUGUUCGUCUGAAAGGAUGUUCUAAUGAACCCGUUUUUGGUACAUUAGCAGCACUUGUAUAUCAACAUUCAAUUACUCCUUUAGCUUUACCUUGUCGAUUAAUUUUACCUUCAAUCGACCCGGCAACAACACCAGAAAGUAUUAAUUCAAAUCAAGCUUUACUUGAACGUGGAGCUGCUUGUAACGUGACUUAUUUAUGUUCUGUUGACACCGAAAGUUUGACAGGCCCUGAAGCUGUCCGUCGAUCAACAGCAUUUGUUUUAAAAUUAUUAUUGAGGCAUGAACUUCGUGCUGUACCUAUACACAUAAAAGUAUCUGUGCAAGGAAUUACUUUAACUGAUAAUACUCGAACAUUAUUCUUUAGAAGACAUUACCCUGUUAAUUCUGUUACUUUUGCUGGUAUUGAUCCUGAGAAUAGAGUUUUUGACAAUAAUAAUGUUAUACAAUUACCUCCAACAUAUGUUAGACAGGCUCCAAUCUUUGGAUUUGUUGCUCACAAAAUUCCAGUUAAUGGAAAUGUAGAAAAUUCUUGUCAUAUGUUUGCUGAAUUGGACCCAGGCAUUUUAUAUUAGAUUAAAAAAAUAUUUUUUUUGAAAUUAAAGAUCAACCAGCUUCAGCUGUCGUUAGAUUUAUCACAAAUGUUAUGAUGCCUGCUGGACGUGUACAAUUACAACAAAGGCAUCAACAACAACAAAAUAAUAAUUAUAAUUUACAUUAGAAUACAUAGUCGGAUUUCAUUAUAUAAAAUACCCCUUAGUACUUCAUAGUGAAUCUAAGAGACACCUCUAUUUAAUAGACGUUUUUAAAAUUCUGUUUGAAGGAAGUUCUGGUUUGCCACUGGGUCGUAGAACUUUUAACCCUCUAUUUAAGCUACUCCUAUAUAAGAGACAAUUUUUUCAGCCCUAAGGGGGUAUCAUAUAAUGAGGAGUUUACAUUAGAGAUGGAGCUGGGUCUGGAAUAAGGCCUGGGUUUUUCCUGUACACAGAGUUCAGGCCCAGGCAUUUUGUAUCUUCCUGGCUUUUUCCUGGGCCUAGGUUUUUCCCGAACUAACGGGCCCAGGAUCCUGCCCAGGUUAAUAAAAACCCAAAACCCAGGAACAGGCUCAGGCUUUUCAAAAAUCUCGAUUUCAAGUU